AUGUCAGCUUACACAAACCAGGAUCCUCGUCUUCACGGCAUCAAAACUAAAAUCCGCGUCGUCCCCAACUUUCCAAAAUCCGGUAUCAUGUUCCAAGACAUUACCACUCUGUUACUGGACCCCAAAGCUUUCAAAGACACCAUCGAUUUGUUCGUAGAACGAUACAAAGGCAAAAACAUUUCUGUUGUUGCAGGAAUCGAAGCUCGUGGUUUCAUUUUUGGUCCUCCCAUUGCCCUUGCAAUAGGAGCAAAGUUUGUACCAUUGAGGAAACCAAAGAAGUUGCCUGGCAAAGUUAUAUCUCAAGAAUAUAUUCUGGAAUAUGGAAGCGAUUGUCUUGAAAUGCAUGUUGGAGCUGUUGAAGCUGGUGAACGUGCUAUAGUUGUUGAUGAUUUGAUUGCAACCGGUGGAACACUCUGUGCAGCCAUGGAUUUACUCGAACGUGUUGGAGCAGAGGUAGUUGAGUGUGCAUGUGUUAUUGAAUUGCCAGAACUAAAGGGUCGUGAACGAUUGAAUGGGAAGGCAUUGUACGUGUUGGUGGAAUACUUUGAUGAUAUAUGA
Messenger RNA from Lathyrus sativus (Indian pea), 558 nucleotides. Lineage: Eukaryota; Viridiplantae; Streptophyta; Magnoliopsida; Fabales; Fabaceae. The record is from the annotation of a GenBank genome assembly.